UUACCAAGCUUAGUUUUUGAUCGGACAAGUGUUGUUUUAUUGUGAUCUUAGACACAUAUCUUCCCCCGUUUAAGUAGAUAGGGCUUAUGUGCGCAUCAUCUGCACCGGUGUUGCAAAUACGACUGCCGAGUGCGUAGACUUUCCUUAAAGGUACUUUGCAAAUGCUGUGGUGGGCGGGUCACUGAAUGUCAGUGAAUAUGUUUCGUGUGCUUAAAAAUUAGAAGUUUGCAGCGUGUUUGCGCGCUGUCUGUGGAGUAGAUCAUUCACGAGGCGCACAAAUAACAAACUGUCGCAUUGAAUUCGCUUGAAGCACGGCGGGUAAUCGAUUUCCAGCGGGUGUGACAGAUCUGUUAGUGGGUGGAUUAUGGAUGUUAUUCCCAUGUGCAGUAUUUUUCAGGAGCUGCAGAGCGUGCUUGAUACGGGAUACCUGUCUGCAUUGCCAUCUUUAGAAGAGUAUUGGCAGCAGACAUGUCUUGAGCUUGAACGCUAUCUUCAGAACGAGCCCUACGUCUCUGCCGCAGAUCUGAGAUCAGCGUGCGAAUCUGACAAUUUGUUGAAUCAGUUUCUGCGAUGCUGCGGGACAGCUGGAGCAAACACGCCCCCGCAAAGAGCUUCCGUUUCCAAACAGGACGGGGUCUGCAAGACCCCUCCGCACCCAGACCUUAAAGAAUGUUUCGCCACCAGCCGCCAGAAAAUUCCAUCUGCUGAUGUACGUACACACCCAUCGGGCCCCAGCGUAUCUGAGCAUGAACAUGCGGUCGCAAACACGCCGCCUUGCUCUCCUCUGUCAGCCAAAGAAGUCAUGGACAUAGCAUCACUCUCCGCUAUACCUGCCGCAGAGCUGCGAGAAGAUGUGGAGAGGGAAGAGGAGCUCAAAGGUGAAGAGUCACCUGAAAGACGAAGGAGAACUCAUCGAUGUUGCUUCAAUGGUUGCAGGAAGGUGUACACCAAGAGCUCCCACCUGAAAGCACAUCAACGCACACAUACCGGUGAGAAGCCGUACAGAUGUUCAUGGGACGGCUGCGAGUGGCGCUUUGCUCGGAGCGACGAACUGACGAGGCACUUCAGAAAACACACAGGAGCGAAACCCUUCAAAUGCAACCACUGUGACAGAUGUUUCUCUCGUUCUGAUCACCUGGCCCUGCACAUGAAACGACACAUGUGAAUGAGAUUCAGAGACGAAGAGAAUGAAACAAGUUUUCGAGCUUCAGGGUAGAUGGAGUCGAGCUCUUUCUGUGUCAGAUAGUCAAGGCCCAAAAAGGCGAUACAAUUGGAAUGAAUAAGCACACAAGAAUGAAUAGAAUGCCUGUGUAUGUGUGUGUGCGUGCGUGCGUGUGUUUGUGUGUGCGUACACGUGUUUGUGUUUAAGACUGAUAGCUAGUUUCAUACAUUUGUCUCGCUGGUUGUGUAUGUAAAGAUUUGACUACGUUUUGUCCUCACAAAAAGCAGAAACUGAUUUGUGAAGACAUGUUAGGUAGUACAUGCUAUUAUAUACUAGUAUUUUAGGGAUAGUUCGCCCCAAAAUAUAUCAUCUGUCAUCAUUUAUUCGCCCUCAUGGCAUUCAAAACUUGUAUAUGACUUAAGAGUUUAAAAUAUUUUGAGUAAAAAGUGGUUUUGUGUCCAUACAAUGGAAGUCAAUGGGGGCCAAUUUUUGUUUGCUUACCAAUGUUCUACAGAAGAAAGAACAUAAUAUACAGUAGGUUUGUAAUGACAUGACGAUGAGUAAAUGAUGACAAACAUUUUAUUUUUGGGUGCACUAUACCUUCAAAUCCAAUAAUGUGUGCGUGUGUUUUAUAGUUCAGACUUGAAAAUGAGAACAAAGUUGUUGCGAAUAUUGCACUCUUACUGAUCUCAGAUGUGACUUUUUUUUGGAAAAUUUGGGUACUGAGAUUUUACUAUGCUGACUUUGUCUUGUUAAAGCUGUGUUUAAUGCAUUUAAAAUUAUAAACAUUUUGUGCAAAUUUUAGCAUUAGCUUGCAUAACCACCUUAAAUUGCCAGCACAAUGUAUUAAUUAAUGUAUUAAUGAAACUCAGCUUAUGAAUGCAACGCUUGGUUCUAAGCUAUAAAGAAAUUGGAUUUCCUAAACCAGCGUUUCAUUACAGUACAUAUUUUAUGCACGUUUGUCUAUACACAAUAGAGUUAAAGUAAAAUGACAUCAUUUUUUUUAAAACAGACUAUUUUUUAUUUGUUAACAUUUGAAUGAACUUUAAAAGCUAAAGAAACACUGCUUUACCACGCAGAUCAAAUUUUAUUCUGAGCAGCUAUGUGUACAUGUGGUUUUAUAAGAGUACAUUACUGUCAGUAACAGCAUGCUGAUACUUGUUAAAUUGUUACUGACUGUAUUUGGGCCUAAAACUGGUUUUGAUGCCAAAAAAGUCAUUAUAAAAAAUCAUUUUGGCAGAUCAUUAAAGUUCAACAAUCCUAAGUGUCAUGAAGACUGAAAUUACUAAAUUGAAAAAAAAAUGUUUACAGUACUUAAAGAAAUUUUCUGCUGUGAAACUGUAACUUUGUAGUUUAAUGUUAAAAAAUGCAGAGCUCAGCAGAAACAGGUUUUCAGUAGCACAUAUAAGUUACUGCAAGCACAGAUUGACAUCACUGACAGGCAGCUCUGAUGAAACCCAAGUAUUUGUUGUCCAUGUGUUCUGUGGGUGUUACACAGAGGACAUUGUUUGUUCUGAGCGAAAAUGUUUACUAUAUUUUUAGAGAGAUUCUAAGUGCCUGAAAAUAUUUAUUUUUGUAAAGAAAUUGAGGGAACAAGGUAAACAUUUUGUAUUUGAUGAAAAUCUGAAAAAAACUUUUUUUUUAUUACAAUUUUAAAGGCUGUAACGUUUGCUAGUCAAUCAACUUUUAAAAGGGCCUGGUGUAAGAAUGUUUAAAAAUACUUAAAAUGAUUUUGUAUGUGUUUUCUACUGUUUUUAUGUCUUAAAAAUACACAUUAUUCAAAAAUAAAUUGAAAAUAAAACUUGUCAUUUUAUACAUUUAAAGCACAAUAAUAAUACUUAUUUUAUGUUAUAAAACAUGGAACACUGUUUUGUGAUUUCUUUAUAUGAUAUGCAAAAAUCAGAGAUUAUAGUUCAUGGUUCACAUCUCCAGCCUCAGAGAUGAAAGUAUUAUGUCUCAUCAAAAACAAAAAGAUCCCAGGAGGACUGUGUACGAAAAUAUGAUAUGCUUUGUUCGACAUAGCA
Molecule: messenger RNA, 3186 nt
Organism: Triplophysa rosa
Lineage: Eukaryota; Metazoa; Chordata; Actinopteri; Cypriniformes; Nemacheilidae
Gene: klf6b
Product: Kruppel like factor 6b
Exons: 4
Coding region: 365-1165 (266 amino acids)
Biological process (GO): regulation of transcription by RNA polymerase II
Molecular function (GO): DNA-binding transcription factor activity, RNA polymerase II-specific; RNA polymerase II cis-regulatory region sequence-specific DNA binding
Source: RefSeq, a predicted model, not a curated record